Molecule: messenger RNA, 222 nt
Organism: Trichomonas vaginalis G3
Lineage: Eukaryota; Parabasalia; Trichomonadida; Trichomonadidae
Exons: 1
Coding region: 1-222 (73 amino acids)
Source: RefSeq, a predicted model, not a curated record
AUGAUAAAGACCGAGUUAUCAACUUUAACUCAAUCAAUGACUCAUUAUUUCUACAUAAUCGGUGUUUUUUUAGUCAUUGCACUUCAGCAGAAGAUGGAAGUUGCGUUUACUACAAUGUUGACAGAAAUAGUUCAAUUGUUCAACGAAAGUUCUGUUGUACGAAAUGCGAAAGCUCUAAAAAUGGACAUUUUUCAUAUACAAAAGUUGAUCCAAAUAACAUAA